AGGCAAACUGGAGCUACGCGAUGCGAGAAACACCACCGUGUCGGGAUUGGGGAAGAACAAGAGAAAUCUCAAACCAAGAGAUGGACUUUAUGACAACAGUUUUUUAAUUAAAAACAAGGCUUGAUUUAAAAAAUAUAUAUAUAUUUCUAACCAUAGGUGGUUCAUUAUUUAACAUUGAAUAUAACAGAAUCUGGAGCUUUGAGAAGUUGUUCUGUAUCCGGAUGGAUUGGUGGUGGACGGGGACAGUGUGCUAGUCUCUGUGGUUCUAGGUUCUAGGUUCCUCUGUAGCCGUUUGUGCCAGACAUUGACCGGGACAAGGAUUGAGGGCACAUGACUGUCUUGGAUGCAGUGAACAGACACAGAGGAUGAUUAAAUGGACUCUGGCUGGGGAUAGUUGAUGUUCUAUAUGCCGGGUCGUUUAUAAAGGAGGUGGAUCUUUGUUGGAUGGGUAACUCUCCCUGAUCAUCCCUCUUCCUGCCUUAUUCGAGUUGACCCCUGACCCCUUCCUACAGCCACCAUGACAUCGACCUCAUGGCCGCAGCUUCUGGCCUUCAAGCUGACCUCUCCACCCCGCGACCCUGGGAUUCCAGAGUGGAUCUUCAGCUGUGACGAGGAUCGAGAGCAUCGCUAUGAGAUCGUUCCCUCUGUGGUCUGCUCCAUGUGCUUCCUCUUCGGAUUAAUAUACUGCUUCUUUGGUUACCGUUGUUUCAAGGCGGUGAUGUUCCUAACAGGCUUGAUGUUUGGCUCCGUCAUCAUAUUUCUGCUGUGUUAUAAGGAGCGUGUCCUGGACACCCAGCUGAGCGUAGAGGCCUCGGUGGGCAUCGGCCUGGGCAUCGGUACCCUCUGUGGCCUGGUCACCAUGCUGGUGCGCUCCGUGGGACUCUUCAUGGUGGGGCUGUUGCUGGGAUUACUGCUGGGCAUCGCCUCACUUGUGGUGAUGGAGGAGUUCCACCACCCCCGGACGGUGUGGGUUCCCCUGGGGAUGUUGUUGGGGUCAGGCAUGCUGUUCGCCGUCCUGACCCUCCAAUGGCAGCGCUUCUUCACCACCCUCUCCACCGCUGUGUUUGGCUCGGCUGUCAUCACCGUCUCUGUGGACUACUUCCUCGAGCUGUUUGCUCUGGUCAGAUACAUGUCUGAGAGAAUCACGGUGGCUCCGCCCCGUCCUCUCUGCUGGUUCACCUGGGUCGUCAUGGGGGUGUGGCCUGUCCUGGCGUUGCUGGGGGUCCUCAUCCAAUGGAAGGUAACCGCCGAGGGAUUCUCACACACUGAGGUGGUUCUCAGUCGACAGCAGCGGAGGGUCCAGUUGAUUAGGAUCCACCAGAAGGAAGAGAUGAUGCAGAAAGAAGUGAGGAAGAAGAAGAAGAGACAGAAGCAAUACCACCACCCUCCUCCACUUACCACCACCACCAACAAACCCCUCCUCCCUGAGCCUAUCACCUACCACAGGAAACCAAACCACAGUCUACGCUUCGAUGGGGACGUGCCCUCUCCUAGUUACAUCGCUAGUAUCCGGGACAGACAGGUGGACAGACGGGGGUUCCCUCACCACGGCAGGCCCAUCGCCAGGCACCACAUAGCUGACCGAGACUACGACUGUGGAUCCAAAGUACCCCUGACCUCCCCCAAUGUACCGGCUGUACGGGUGUGACAAUGACAAUGCCCCAUAGUGUUCUGGAGUGGUGCUGUCUGUCCGUUCAUUGUCCAGAAAACGUCUUCAAUGUCUGGAUUGAACGUUAAUCUCUGGACCGAUUUUGGUUUCUGAGGUGCGUAUAGACGUCGAUACAGUCCCUUCCCUUUCUCUUUCAUUCCACCCUGAAGCAAUCAAUGUCCACAUUGAGAUUGACCUUUGAACCCUGGACUGAUUGAUUGAAAGGCUGUUGAUAUCUUCCAUUCCGUCCAUUAGUCUGUGGUUUUACUUGGACUGUGUGACCUAUAAACCCUGCUGUGGUUCUUACAUCAAGACAUCUAUUUAUGAAGUCUUACAAUUUCCCAGAAAAUGUACUGUAGGUCAAUACAAUACCCGCAAGUCAUUUUUUUUUUUGAAGUGUUACAAUUUCCCAGAAUACCUGCAAACUUCUUUGGGAGGUGGUUUAGUUUUUGGUAUAUAAAAAUAAAUUAAAAAAGACUGUAAAAUCACCAGGAAUUGAACAAAACAUUUGUUUAAUUUAUGAAAUCUGUUCAUAAGUAUUGCCAACAAAUAAAAAUAAAUAUGUGAUUCUGUCUCAAUGUAAUCAAGGUAUGAAAUUAUUGCUGAGGUGGCCUGCUGUGAUACUAUAUACAGUAUGUUAUUACAGCUGAGGUGGCCUGCCGUGAUACUAUAUACAGUAUGUUAUUACAGCUGAGGUGGCCUGCCGUGAUACUAUAUACAGUAUGUUAUUACAGCUGAGGUGGCCUGCUGUGAUACUAUAUACAGUAUGUUAUUACAGCUGAGGUGGCCUGCCGUGACACUAUAUACAGUAUGUUAUUACAGCUGAGGUGGCCUGCCGUGAUACUAUAUACAGUAUGUUAUUACAGCUGAGGUGGCCUGCUGUGAUACUAUAUACAGUAUGUUAUUACAGCUGAGGUGGCCUGCUGUGAUACUAUAUACAGUAUGUUAUUACAGCUGAGGUGGCCUGCUGUGAUACUAUAUACAGUAUGUUAUUACAGCUGAGGUGGCCUGCUGUGAUACUAUAUACAGUAUGUUAUUACAGCUGAGGUGGCCUGCUGUGAUACUAUAUACAGUAUGUUAUUACAGCUGAGGUGGCCUGCUGUGAUACUAUAUACAGUAUGUUAUUACAGCUGAGGUGGCCUGCCGUGAUACUAUAUACAGUAUGUUAUUACAGCUGAGGUGGCCUGCUGUGAUACUAUAUACAGUAUGUUAUUACAGCUGAGGUGGCCUGCCGUGAUACUAUAUACAGUAUGUUAUUACAGCUGAGGUGGCCUGCUGUGAUACUAUAUACAGUAUGUUAUUACAGCUGAGGUGGCCUGCCGUGAUACUAUAUACAGUAUGUUAUUACAGCUGAGGUGGCCUGCCGUGAUACUAUAUACAGUAUGUUAUUACAGCUGAGGUGGCCUGCCGUGAUACUAUAUACAGUAUGUUAUUACAGCUGAGGUGGCCUGCCGUGAUACUAUAUACAGUAUGUUAUUACAGCUGAGGUGGUCUGCCGUGAUACUAUAUACAGUAUGUUAUUACAGCUGAGGUGGCCUGCUGUGAUACUAUAUACAGUAUGUUAUUACAGCUGAGGUGGCCUGCCGUGAUACUAUAUACAGUAUGUUAUUACAGCUGAGGUGGCCUGCUGUGAUACUAUAUACAGUAUGUUAUUACAGCUGAGGUGGUCUGCCGUGAUACUAUAUACAGUAUGUUAUUACAGCUGAGGUGGCCUGCUGUGAUACUAUAUACAGUAUGUUAUUACAGCUGAGGUGGCCUGCUGUGAUACUAUAUACAGUAUGUUAUUACAGCUGAGGUGGCCUGCUGUGAUACUAUAUACAGUAUGUUAUUACAGCUGAGGUGGCCUGCUGUGAUACUAUAUACAGUAUGUUAUUACAGCUGAGGUGGUCUGCCGUGAUACUAUAUACAGUAUGUUAUUACAGCUGAGGUGGCCUGCCGUGAUACUAUAUACAGUAUGUUAUUACAGCUGAGGUGGCCUGCCGUGAUACUAUAUACAGUAUGUUAUUACAGCUGAGGUGGCCUGCUGUGAUACUAUAUACAGUAUGUUAUUACAGCUGAGGUGGCCUGCUGUGAUACUAUAUACAGUAUGUUAUUACAGCUGAGGUGGCCUGCCGUGAUACUAUAUACAGUAUGUUAUUACAGCUGAGGUGGCCUGCUGUGAUACUAUAUACAGUAUGUUAUUACAGCUGAGGUGGCCUGCCGUGAUACUAUAUACAGUAUGUUAUUACAGCUGAGGUGGCCUGCCGUGAUACUAUAUACAGUAUGUUAUUACAGCUGAGGUGGCCUGCUGUGAUAUGUGUGCUAGUGUUGAUUUGUUGUGUUUGGUGUUUGGCGCGUGCCUACUGUCUUGCCCUCUUCGACUGAUCCUGAUUCGCCCCAGGCUGUUGAACCUGGUAUAUUGCUCUAUAACACACCUCGGAUGGUAUCCAGGCUGUACGAUCAUCUCAUUAUGGGCUGUGUUCAUUAUUAAACCCCACUAAAUCUG
Messenger RNA from Salmo salar (Atlantic salmon), 4133 nucleotides. RefSeq names its product transmembrane protein 198. Lineage: Eukaryota; Metazoa; Chordata; Actinopteri; Salmoniformes; Salmonidae. Gene Ontology annotation, cellular component: cytoplasmic vesicle; plasma membrane. The record is from RefSeq and is a predicted model, not a curated record. Gene Ontology annotation, biological process: positive regulation of canonical Wnt signaling pathway.